AUGGCUGGGACAUAUGGCUACGUAGAUUAUUUGAACGACACUCGUUGUUUCAUAGAUCAAUCGGUUCUCGCCUACCCUUCGAUUGAUUACUCGCCAUGCACAUGGACCCAGGGCAUGGUCAACUUUCUGAACUUGACGGGAAGCGGUGGAGGCAACUCUAACUAUAUUGGCGCAUACUGCUUGAACCCGCCUUCAGACGACGACUGCCCUUACGGGUACUGUUCCCAGUCUGAUAUCGCAGGACCAUUAGUGCGCAUUGGCGCGUACCUCAGUAACUUGUUUCUAUCUCUCCUGAUAUUCUACUCUCCGGAUUUCGACGAUAUCCGCGAGUCAUUCCAGGCCCAGAUCCUUACAAUCUACUCGUUGCUGUUCGCCACCAGCAUAGCGAUAUUCAAGGAGCAGCUUACAAAAUUCCAUGCAGUCCUGUCAAGCAUCAUUGUGGGCUCGCCUGUGACGCUCUACCUCUGGGUCUAUGCCACCCUCUCGCUUUUUGGAAAGCGUCAUCGCUUGUCCGGGACACUUGGUCCCGCUCCGCGGGAGGAGAAACGACGUGGUCGUCACUUACUCUCGAAGAUCCUCGUCCUCGGCGCCUUCGUCAUGUGGCUGGCGCUCGUCAUCUUCAUCUUCACAGCUCCGUCCCAUCGAUUCUCGCAGCCGAACUGCGACGUCUAUCGCAGUGACAUCCUCAUCGAGAAGUUCUACGCCGCCGGUGGCGUGAUCUUGGUCCAAUUGGCGAAGAUAUCCAAGGCCAUGGGUUCGGUGUUCUCUCUCCCGCUGUUGCUCACCAUCGUCGCUUGGAUAGUGGUGAUAGUAGCGCGCAGGAAGGAAAUAUGGAAAGAUGGCUACUCCUGGCACUUUUGGCAGGUCUGGCAUUUCGUCAGAGAUCGGUACCCGUUCAUUCAUUUCACUUCCGUCAUCGCGCUCCCCUUUGUUUACUGGGUGCUUACGGUGGAACUCGGCCUCCUCGGUACUCAAGACAACGCAGGAUGGAAUGUCUCCUUCGGUCAGCUUCUGGCACUAUUCAUCGUAGUGCAACCGGCGCUCUCUGUCCUCCCCUUGUUCAAGAAGCUCGGUCCUUGGUUCAUGGACCUCACCUGGGUGCGAAAGUGCUUCUGCUGCGGCAGCCGCCGACAAUCUCGACGGGCACGCGCGCAGAUCGGCCGGGUUCCCGAUCUCGGAGAGCUGGUCCAAAGCGAGAAGAUCGAUGUCCCGCUGGAUUUCGGAGGGAGAAACGGCAGCGAUCUGACGUUGCACAUUGCUUAUGGCGACGGAUUUUCCAAGGUCUAG
Messenger RNA from Punctularia strigosozonata HHB-11173 SS5, 1287 nucleotides. RefSeq lists its product as uncharacterized. NCBI's taxonomy places the organism in Eukaryota, Fungi, Basidiomycota, Agaricomycetes, Corticiales, Punctulariaceae. Bases 1 to 1287 code for a protein of 428 amino acids. The record is from RefSeq and is a predicted model, not a curated record. The transcript is spliced from 11 exons.